AUGGCGUUGGAUCAAGAAUACGAGUCCUUAAAAUUAUUAGGUGUGGCCUUGAAAUUAUUAGGUGAGAUUGAGACUGAGCUCGAUCUCCUGAAAGCUCGUCUUGUCCGGAUGACGAAACAAGCCUUGGAAAUAUGUCAGCAGUUGGAAUUCGAAUUUGAAAAGCGGAAGCAGAGGAAUUCUGAUAUGGAAAUGAAGGAACCGGCUGAUCAUGAACUGAGAGACAAAAUUAAGUCAGGGUUGGAAAGCCAACCGGAGAAACCCGAAAGCAAAAAUAGAAUCAACAAUGAAUCAAAUUUAGGGCGGAGUGAAGGAUUCGAGAAGAUGCCUGAGGAUCUGGAAAUGCUUUGA
This is a messenger RNA of Ilex paraguariensis (yerba mate), 348 nucleotides long. NCBI's taxonomy places the organism in Eukaryota, Viridiplantae, Streptophyta, Magnoliopsida, Aquifoliales, Aquifoliaceae. The record is from the annotation of a GenBank genome assembly.